Molecule: messenger RNA, 1506 nt
Organism: Eriocheir sinensis (Chinese mitten crab)
Lineage: Eukaryota; Metazoa; Arthropoda; Malacostraca; Decapoda; Varunidae
Product: fat-like cadherin-related tumor suppressor homolog
Exons: 7
Coding region: 200-1492 (430 amino acids)
Biological process (GO): homophilic cell-cell adhesion
Cellular component (GO): plasma membrane
Molecular function (GO): calcium ion binding
Source: RefSeq, a predicted model, not a curated record
UUAAGGGAGGUUGACUUAAAUGAUCACCAACACUCGAGCAACGUUCCCCUAUAACACAUCGGUUGUCCCAAGGUAGUGCAAGCAGACGGAGCAUUGCCUUCACGGGCCUUGUAGCCACGUGGACCUCCCUGCUCGGUGCCGCCUCUCAGUACCUUCCCCUAUUCCCCUGAAGGUGUUCGCCAGAGAUGCGGACGUGGGCAUGAACGGUGACCUGGACUACAGCAUCAGGACCGGCAAGGGCAAGAAGGGCCGCUUCAAGAUCCACCCGAAGACUGGCCAAGUGUUCAGCAACAAAGCCUUUUCCCCGAGCAAGACCUUCGAUUUGAUGAUCCAGGUGAAGGACAACGGGGCGCCGCAGCUGACGGCCACCACGCGGGUCCUCGUGCGUGUGAUGGACGUGCCCGAGGAGUCUCCCAACCCGCCGGUCCUGCAGCCGCCGCCCCCCGCCCACGUGAUGGAGACGGACGCGCCGGGCCACCUGGUGUCCUUCAUCAACGCUCGGGACCCGGAUAACGACACCUUGUGGUACUACAUCACAGAGGGUGACGAGAGCGGCCGGUUCAGCAUGGGCGUGGACUCUGGCCUGGUGAGCCUGGCCCGCCGCCUGGACCACGAGGAGCAGCACCACUACGCCCUCACCGUCACGGCCACAGACGGCGUCCACACCGCCGCCACCAAGCUCGUGGUGGAGGUGAUGGACGCCAAUGAUCACCGCCCGGUGUUCAGCGCCAGGACCUACGAGGGUGCCGUGAGCGAGGACGUGGCGCCGGGGUCCACCGUGGUCACCCUGCAGUGCCGAGACAGGGACCAGUCACCCACGGCGUCCUCCGCGGUGUACUUCACGCUGCACCACGCCCAGGCCUUGGCGUCCCAGGGCCUCUUCACCGUGGACUCGUUCACUGGUGACCUCAUCGUGGCCGAGCCCAUGGACAGGGAGGUGUCCAGCGUCCACGAGCUGACCGUGAGCUGCAGGGACCGCGGCCGACAGGAGAACGCAGACUUUGCCCGCGUGUCCGUGACGGUGGAGGACGCCAACGACCACGAGCCCGUCUUCCUGGAGCCCAUGAUCACCGCCAAGGUGAGCGUGGGGGCCGCGGCGGGCACGGCGGUGGUGCGGGUGAUGGCGCUGGACCACGACAAGGGCGACAACGGCAGGAUAUCCUACUCCAUCUUCGAGGGUAAUGCUGGAGGAAUCUUCAACAUUGACACUGCCCUCGGCGUGAUCAGCCUCACCCGAACCCUGGCCGAGGCCCAGCCCCCGGAGUAUCUGCUGCUGGUGCGGGCCACGGACCACGCCGCGCAGGCCCGCGCCGCCUCGGUGCCGGUCCGGGUCAUGGUGACCGCCUCGCAGAGCUCGCCGCCCUCCUGGCAGGGCAAUAAGCCGCACGUGGAGGAGGUCGGGGAGUGGGUGGCGGUGGGCACGGACGGCCCUGGCGCGCGUCACGGCGUCCUCACCGUCGGCCCUCCACUACUCGCUGACGGGCGGGAAUGAACACAGCGCCUUCG